Doryrhamphus excisus (bluestripe pipefish) is the source of this 1632-nucleotide messenger RNA. RefSeq names its product zinc finger, RAN-binding domain containing 2 (gene zranb2). Lineage: Eukaryota; Metazoa; Chordata; Actinopteri; Syngnathiformes; Syngnathidae. Gene Ontology annotation, biological process: RNA processing. Gene Ontology annotation, molecular function: lipopolysaccharide binding; RNA binding. The record is from RefSeq and is a predicted model, not a curated record.
AGCAUCGGGGUGGGCGGCCGCGUCAUCCACAUUGUGCGCAUUUGACUAGCUAGCCACUCGGCGUUAACGCGCACCAUUAUGUCGGGGAAGAGCUUUCGGGUAAGCGACGGGGACUGGAUAUGUCCUGAUAAAAAGUGUGGAAAUGUCAACUUUGCAAGGAGAACAAGCUGUAAUAGAUGUGGAAGAGAGAAAACCACCGAGGCCAAGAUGAUGAAAGCAGGAGGAACAGAGAUUGGGAAGACGCUGGCGGAGAAGAGCCGAGGCCUUUUCAGCGCAAACGAUUGGCAGUGUAAAACAUGCGGUAACGUUAACUGGGCGCGGAGGUCAGAGUGCAACAUGUGUAACACUCCAAAGUAUGCCAAGCUAGAAGAAAGAACAGGAUAUGGUGGAGGUUUUAAUGAAAGGGAAAAUGUGGAGUACAUCGAACGUGAGGAAUCUGACGGUGAAUACGAUGAGUUUGGCAGGAAAAAGAAAAAGUAUCGUGGGAAGAGCAACAGCACGUCAUCCUCAAAAGGAAGCGAAAAGAAAGAAGUGGCAAAAAAGGUAGAGGUGGAAGAAGAGGAUGAGGAUGAAGAAGAUGGCGAUCUGUCCAAGUAUAAACUAGACGAUGACGACGAAGAUGACGAGGACGGUGACCUGUCCAAGUACGACCUGGACGCCAGCGAUGAGGAAAAUGAGCAGGCCAAGAAGGCGGCGGGCAGCCGUUCGGCGUCGUCCCGUUCCCGCUCGUCCUCGCGCUCAUCCAGCUCCAGUUCUCGGUCGAGGUCCAGGUCCCGUUCUAGGAGCUCCUCUAGUUCCCGCUCUGGAUCUCGCUCGAGGUCCCGCUCCAGAUCCAGCUCCAGGUCUGGAAAGGGCUCCUCACCCCGGAAGAGGUCCGUCUCGCCUCCCUCCUCGACCGAGGGCAGACAGAAGCGCAGUCGCUCCAGGUCGUCAUCUGCGGGGAGAAAGCGGAGGCGUUCAAGAUCCCGUUCGUCCGAAAGACGCAGCAACCGGUCCUCCGGAUCCUCCAAUUCUGGCUCCAGUUCUAAAAAGAAAUAAUUUUUACCUCAGUCCGAGUGCAUGUUACCCUGUGAGGAACCUCAUCAAAACAGUAUGCCGUUCAAUUUUUUUUUUUUUUUUUUUUAUAGAAUUGUGGCUCAUAUUUCUUGAGUUUAGCCAUCAUAUGACAAGUGUCUAAUACAUCCAUGGCCAUGAAGUGAAAUGUUGGUCCACUAGCACACCAUCUGUUCUAUUUAACAGCAUCCAGCUCAUGGUCGCAGUGGAAGUAUUUCCGUACCUUGUCCUUUAAAGACACUACAUCAUUUUUUUUAAUAGAGCACCAGGUUAGAAACAGUGCCCCGUGAAUUGAAUAUUUGCGUUUUACUUUAUCAAGGUAAGUAUUACAAACGUUAUCUGUGAACGGCACACAUUUCUAAUCCUAAUUAGGCUUUUUCUGUUUUGGGUUGGGGUUUUUUUUUUUUUUUAUAUAAUUGGUCAGACAUUUGUCCCAAUCAUUUACUGGAGGAACUGGUUGGCUCUGUGAAUUCUCCGUGGUCGUAUUCCAAGACUUUUGACGGUAGAUUGUGGCCAUUGAUGCUUUCUGCUGAUGAAACCACAAAUGUACGUGUGCAAAUAAAAGUCUUGUCAACCGUA